UCUCUCCGCUUAACAUUUUCUCAUUUCCUUGCAAAUCUACUCUGGGGCUUUUCUUGUGAAACAGCUGAAAUGGCUCUCAAUGGUAAAACUGCAGUAGUGACCGGAGCUGCGAUGGGAAUAGGAAGAUCAAUAGCUGAACUUCUUCUGCAAAAUGGUGCCAAGGUGGCCAUCCUGGACAUGAAUGAAACUGCAGGACAGAGUUUAGUUGAAACCCUGAACAAAGAGCACGGACCAGACAGAGCCCUGUUCCUGCUGUGCAACGUAGAGUCAGAAGAGGAGAUCAAAGCUGCCUUUCAGAAAACUGUAGAAACCUUUGGUGGAAUUGACAUCCUGGUCAACAAUGCUGGCAUCUUCAAUGAGAUAACGUGGGAGAAGACUAUUGGCAUCAACCUUGGUGGCUGUAUUAGGGGGUCUUACCUGGUUAUCGAGCACAUGAACAAGCUGACUGGGGGUCGUGGAGGGGUCAUCAUCAAUGUGGCAUCCAUGGCAGGUAUUGGCCUUCUGUCUUGCUGCCCUGUGUAUACAGCCACCAAGCAUGCAGUGGUUGGGUUUACUCGAGCAUUUGCGGCUGCCUCAGUUGCAUCAGGCUAUGGUAUACGGAUGAAUGCCCUCUGCCCAGGAUUCGUUCAAACGGACCUCUUCUCCUCUAUCAAGUCCAAACUGGGACAAUUCUCCAACUUGGCAGGUGCUAACCAGGAACUGAUAGAAAAACUUGGUGUGUUAACUGGAAAUGAAUAUUCAUUUCCACUGCAUCUCUUGAUGCAGGCUUGCAGAAGUAGUCGAGGGCUUCCUUGAGCUCGUGACAGAUGAGACCAAAAAUGGAGAAGCUCUUCUAGUUCUCCCAAAAGAGAAGAAAUAUGCAACUUUUUCAGCAUCACCCACUGAUUAACUAUGACAAUAUUUCAAGUCUUUCAGGCAAGAGUUUCAACUUCUGUACAAUGUAUGAAAUGUACUGCAAUAACAGAUUAAAAUAUAAAAUCUGUGUGGGUGUUUGAUCUGCAACAUCCUGCCACUGGCAAAUUUCAGUCUUGUUAUUGCACAACACUGACACUUAAACCAUUUGACUGUAGGAGCUGCUGAACUUGUGUCACAACACACCGCAAAGAUGUAGUGUCACCUGGAUCUAGCUCCCCCUAGUGUAACUUUUUUCUUCCCCUUAUUUAAACAAACGCACGCCUGACAGGGAUGUAGUCAGUAACCGUACCGGCGUAGAAUAAACUAAUAUAUCUGAACAGAAAUCAACUUCCUCUGCAAGUACCCGAAAUGACAAACCACAAGGGAAAAUGCGUUGUCACUGCAAAAUAUCACACCAUAUGUUUGAAGGCACUGCAGUCAGAUCUCACAUAGAUACACAUGGGUCUCUGUAUUAAGAAUUAGUUAUCACCCACAGUCAGCUGUGAAAGGGAAGUCACCAAAACAAAGAUG
Haplochromis burtoni (Burton's mouthbrooder) is the source of this 1425-nucleotide messenger RNA. RefSeq names its product 15-hydroxyprostaglandin dehydrogenase [NAD(+)]. Gene Ontology annotation, molecular function: oxidoreductase activity, acting on the CH-OH group of donors, NAD or NADP as acceptor. Gene Ontology annotation, cellular component: cytoplasm. The record is from RefSeq and is a predicted model, not a curated record. Lineage: Eukaryota; Metazoa; Chordata; Actinopteri; Cichliformes; Cichlidae. The transcript is spliced from 7 exons. The coding region runs from base 70 to 795 and encodes 241 amino acids.